GCAACUCUCACCAGUUAAUCUCUUUCAUAUAUAAGCAACGCGUCAACUCCUUUGAAACCCUUGUGCUCUCCGUUUCUUCUCACAUCAGUUGCAAUCUUCGAAAAGGUAAGUGAGAAAUGGUGAAGCAUAACAAUGUUGUGCCUAAUGGGCACUUCAAAAAGCACUGGCAAAACUAUGUCAAGACUUGGUUUAACCAGCCCGCGAGAAAGACUAGGCGUCGCAUUGCUCGUCAAAAGAAGGCCGUAAAGAUUUUCCCUCGUCCGACGGCGGGCCCUCUUCGCCCCAUCGUUCAUGGGCAGACUUUGAAGUACAAUAUGAAGCUCAGGGCUGGGAGAGGCUUCACGCUUGAAGAACUUAAAGCUGCAGGUAUUCCCAAGAAGCUUGCUCCAACCAUCGGUAUAUCAGUUGAUCAUCGUCGUAAGAACCGAUCUCUGGAGAGCCUCCAAGCCAAUGUUCAGAGGCUGAAGGCAUACAAGGCCAAAUUGGUUGUCUUCCCAAGACGUGCUCGCAAGGUCAAGGCUGGUGAUUCUGCUCCAGAGGAACUGGCAACAGCAACUCAAGUGCAUGGUCCCUACAUGCCUAUCACCCUUGAGAAGCCUACGGUGGAGCUUGUUAAAGUUAGUCAAGAGAUGAAGUCAUUCAAGGCAUACAACAAGCUGCGUGUGGAGAGGACGAACACCCGCCAUGUUGGUGCAAGGCUGAAAAAGGCUGCAGAGGCUGAAAAGGAAGAGAAGAAGUAAAAUGAGGUCCGAAAAUAGGCAGCAACAUUUUGGAGUCUAAUGAAUGUCUGCUUUUUGCACUUAGAUUUCAAUUUUGAUUCUUUUUGUUAUAGUUAUCUGGAACUCGCAGAAUUAGUUUUGAUGACAUGGGUACAGUUUGAGGUUUAAGAUUUCUUGGCCAUCAUUUGUGUGAACCUUUGCGGGUCUUGUUUUCUGAGAGUUUUAUUUAUAGAGGUUAAGUUCCAAUA
Molecule: messenger RNA, 967 nt
Organism: Mangifera indica (mango)
Lineage: Eukaryota; Viridiplantae; Streptophyta; Magnoliopsida; Sapindales; Anacardiaceae
Product: 60S ribosomal protein L13-1
Exons: 5
Coding region: 117-740 (207 amino acids)
Biological process (GO): translation
Cellular component (GO): cytosolic large ribosomal subunit; ribosome
Molecular function (GO): RNA binding; structural constituent of ribosome
Source: RefSeq, a predicted model, not a curated record